This is a messenger RNA of Propithecus coquereli (Coquerel's sifaka), 1633 nucleotides long. RefSeq names its product coiled-coil-helix-coiled-coil-helix domain containing 3 (gene CHCHD3). NCBI's taxonomy places the organism in Eukaryota, Metazoa, Chordata, Mammalia, Primates, Indriidae. Gene Ontology annotation, biological process: inner mitochondrial membrane organization. The coding region runs from base 220 to 903 and encodes 227 amino acids. Gene Ontology annotation, cellular component: mitochondrion; MICOS complex. The record is from RefSeq and is a predicted model, not a curated record. The transcript has 8 exons.
CAGUUUGCAUCUCCGACCAACCCGAGGCGUCUUUGUUUUGGUGCGUGACCGGAGGAGGCGGGAGCUCAAGAGCGGCGCGUUCUCCUUGCAUCUGGGGUCGUGGCCUUGCUCCCGCUGUGCAAGGAAGUAAUCCCGGCGCCUCCACGCGCGUGUUCGCGCGUGGGCUCUGAGGCGCUCGUAGGUCCGCACUAGGUCUCUGCGGGGGCAGGAGCGGGAGCCAUGGGCGGGACUGCCAGCACCCGUCGGGUCACCUUUGAGGCGGACGAGAAUGAGAACAUCACCGUGGUGAAGGGCAUCCGGCUUUCGGAAAAUGUGAUUGAUCGAAUGAAGGAGUCCUCUCCAUCUGGUUCGAAGUCUCCGCGGUAUUCUGGUGUUUAUGGUGCCUCAGUUUCUGAUGAAGAAUUGAAAAGAAGAGUAGCUGAGGAGCUGGCGUUGGAGCAAGCCAAGAAAGAAGCUGAAAAUCAGAAGCGACUAAAGCAAGGCAAAGAUCUGGACCAAGAGAGGGCAGCUGCCAAUGAGCAGUUAACCAGGGCUAUCCUUCGAGAGAGGAUAUCAAGCGAGGAAGAACGUGCUAAGGCAAAGCACCUGGCUAAGCAGCUGGAAGAGAAAGACCGAGUGCUAAAGAAGCAGGAUGCAUUCUACAAAGAGCAGCUGGCUAGACUGGAGGAGAGGAGCUCAGAGUUCUACAAAGUCACCACUGAGCAGUAUCAGAAAGCUGCUGAGGAGGUGGAAGCAAAGUUCAAGCGGUAUGAAUCUCAUCCAGUCUGUGCUGACCUGCAGGCCAAGAUUCUUCAGUGCUACCGUCAGAACGCCCACCAGACCCUCAGGUGCUCUGACCUGGCCAGCCAGUACAUGCACUGCGUCAAUCAUGCCAAAGAGAUCACGCUUGAGAAGGGAGGAUAAAAACUCUGAGAACACAGACAACACCUUCAACGUUAAUUCCAGAGGUGGAAUGUUUUUUUUCCUAGUAAGAUAAUAACCCAUUUAAAGAGAAGACCACUAAAGAGAAGACCACUAAAGAGAAGCACUGAAGAACAGAUUUGACAGCAUCAUGUCACAUUUUGAUUAGCAACAAUUUGAAAAGCCAAGGCCUAGGUCAGGGAUCAGUCAUCAAAGGACACCCUUCAGUAUUAUAAAUCCCCUUCAUGAUGAUUAAAAGAGAAAGGCAGCCCUCUCCACCUUUUUGUGCUUUCUGUUCUACUUCUACUGACCAUAAAGCGUUGCCAUUCUAACCAAGCCCUGUCGUUUGGUGAACCUCCGCUCUAACAGAGCGGGGUGGGCUGCUGAGUUAAUUGGCGUGGAGGGAGAGGACAGCCCAAAACACACGGAUCUUGGGGCAGUAACGCUGGGUAGAAUUGUCUAGGCUGUGGCAUGUUGGUUUUCUCUCUUUUUCUUUUCUCCUUUGAUUAUGUAAGAGCUAUUUCAUUUUAACUUAUUGUGGUGAUCAUGCAAGUAAGAAGACAAAAGGAGAGAAAAUGUACCUCUUUUACUGGAAUAAUGUUUAUGAUUACAAGCGAAAUAAGGUAUUUUUAUCAAUAUAAAGGCAACCUUGGCUUAUUCAACCUCUAUCGUGAAUGCUGACAUCUUCACUUCACUCCCUAUCAAUAAUAAAUAUAUUUUCUGACAAAGACUG